Molecule: messenger RNA, 977 nt
Organism: Radiomyces spectabilis
Lineage: Eukaryota; Fungi; Mucoromycota; Mucoromycetes; Mucorales; Radiomycetaceae
Exons: 2
Coding region: 388-921 (177 amino acids)
Source: RefSeq, a predicted model, not a curated record
AUUAAACAAAAAGGACAAUACUUCUUUUAUCCAUACUCCCAACUCUCAGGAAAACCAUUUGGCCAAUGUAUCAAUUCUGCAAUAUUCGCAGUUCCCACUUGAUAAGUAUUUUGACGGAAUAUACAUGUUAGGUGUAUCGUUUCUCACAACGUGUGUACUGUGCUGAGUCUGGUGGACGUUAACACAGGAUUUUCAUUAAGGGAUGGGAACAGUUGAUGAUGCGAGAGGGAAUUUGACCUUUAUCAAAAAUUUGUAAUUCAUCCUUCAGGCAAAAGCUCAUAUUCUGCGGUCUCAUUUUCCAAAACUUCAACUGUAAUACAAUGUAUAAAAAACAAUGAUCUGAGGUCGGAGUCUAUGUGACGGUUCGCGAGGUUGGUCCAGUGAGACAUGCGAUCUCCGCGAGUACCUGCACUAUCGCCUUUUGCUUCUCUUGAUCGGGACUGCGCCUCCAUGACAACCUACAACUGUGAGCAGUGCUCAAAGGAGUUUGAUACAGUGCGCAACCUUGGUGCUCACGUGCGAAGAGAACAUGUGAACACUAUAUUUGUUGGAGAAGGUAACCAUGGAUCCAACUUAUGCGGUGGGCGCGUCCUAAGCUGGCUCCGUUUCAAACGAUAUCUUCUAUUUUUAGAGAAACAGGUUGUUCAGAAAACAGAAGUCGGCUUUCCCUGUCCCCUAUGUAAUGCCGUUCCGAUAAAUGUACGCAGAUUCCAGUACCAUAUUCGUCAGUAUCACGAUUUGCGUUCCACCGUCAGUAUUUCCGGGGAGAGGGCUGAAGAAGAAGAAUACAGUGGAUCUGACGACGAAGACGACGACGACGACGACGACGGAUUACAAGGGCCGCCAAACGACGCAAAACACUCGGUUACAAUGAAGCGGUUUGGGUCUCCUCCGACGCUGCACUUGCCACCGAUCAAAUAAAGAAGGAGCGACUGAUGUUGGCGGAGCUCGGUCAUUGGACCCCGCUGUGGUAUUCU